Messenger RNA from Cladocopium goreaui, 3069 nucleotides. Lineage: Eukaryota; Dinophyceae; Suessiales; Symbiodiniaceae. The record is from the annotation of a GenBank genome assembly.
AUGGAUCCAACCGAAGAGGAACUCAAUAACCUCAACACCUUGGAGAAUGCAGCCGACUGGGCAGGCACGACAGGUGCGGUCCACGACCAUCUCAUGGAGAAGUUGGGCAAACCGUCCAAGCUGCGGGACCUGGUGUUCAUUGCCCGUCCUGCGUGGGAUACGGUGGUAGCCAGCCUCACGAUCAAAGAGCCUCAAGCUGAUGGUACGGAGGCCGAGCGAGACUUGACCCCUGUGGAAUUUUCACGGGUCGAGAUCUUUCGCCGGGUGGUAUUCCUGAGGCUCAAGGUCAAUCCAGAUGGACCUGGUGGUGCAGGCCCUCCUCAGCCGAUUGUGGGAGCGGCCCCAUUCCCAGGCACUGGAGGGGGACAAGGGCCAUCAUCUCCGACAAGAAAGCUUAAACUGAGUAGCAUCGUAGAUCCCACACUCGAUGCAGAGAUCCUGCAAUUGGGCCAAGAAGAAAUUGCAGAGAUGUUCUCCAAGUACAAGUCCAAGUUCGGCGAUGUCCCGUCAGCAGACGUGGAACCCAGCGCUGAUCAAAUAUCAGCAAUCAAACAGCUCCUUACCAGCGGAGCUCUGCCGUACAUAGACAUGUCAAUCUUCGGGCCGCAUGCCAUCCGGUCGCUGCGCAGGAGUGUGUUCUCCUCCUACACCCUGAAUGCGGCGACUGGGGAGUGGUCGAAGAAAGAGAGCCCGGGUCCGGCUACUCUCCAACAAUGGGAGAAGAGCUUCAAGACCUACAAGGUGGCUAUGCUCUUGUUGGAGGCUGCAGAUGCCGAGAGACUGGAGGGCUACCUAGAACAUAAAAAGGACCUCCAUGCGCAGUUCGGACAGGAAGCAUGGGGCAUCAUAUACCGUGCAGACGUCAGGAUGAGAAGUGAGUUCCAAGAGCGGAUCCGCAGAGCCCUGGAUGAGGACCCAAAGUAUGGGUACACUAGGGCCUCUCCAUGGAGCUCAGUCUUUGCGGCAACGGUCAGGGAGUCGGACUUUUGGUCCAAAGAAGUGGCGACGCCAGCCACGCUCCUUCUGGCCCGCAACAAACAGCUGGCACCUGAAGAGAGCAGCUCUCAAGAGGGUCGCCCACAGAAGCGCAAGUCUCGGCAGCCAGAAGGCACGCAGAAGAAGAAGGCCAAGCGCAAGUACACAGGUGAGGAUAGAUCACGUUGGGACGCAGAACAGUCAAGGUAUUCCUUGAACCGAAAAGGGAUCCAGAUCUGCCAGAAGUACAACAGAGGCGCCUGCGGAAACGGGAAGCCGCAGUCACGAUGUGAGAACAAUCGUUCACAUCAAUGUGACAAGUCCCCUGGAGGCACUCAUCGGCCGGUGGUGAAGAGACCCAGGUUAGAAGCUGCCCCGAAAAGGGCGAGCCCAGAGAAGGAAGCCGCUUCACACCACAAGAGGCCGAGGCAAGACAGAGACCGGAAGGCACCAAACCCAAGAGAGGAGGAAGAACCCGGAAGCUCAAGUGACUCCAGCUCAUCGUCCACAUCAUCAUCCACUACGGUACAAGCAGGGAGAGAGAAGAUCCCAUCAAUGCCGCUGUACGUGGACUACAAGUAUGGGGCCACCAACCUGGACCCGCAGCUGUGGGAUGACAGGCCCAGGGCCCCCCUGCUCUUCUCAGGGCGCCCGAGGGAUGGAGACCUUACCUCCUAUCUUCAUCACAUGGGAUGGAUAGUGGUGGUGGUCGACAAGCAGGGGCCGACUGCGGCGGACCUUCUGGACACGGAGGUGUGUCGCAAGAUCUUCGCGGAUAUCAGGGCUGGCGUCUUCGACGUAGUGGGCAUGGCUACACCUUGCGAAACGGUGUCCCCACUGAGGGAGAAUCCGCCGGGCCGGAGACCACUCAGGUCCCUACAACAUCCGGAUGGGCUGCCUCUCAAAAGCCUUUCCUCAGAGGAGAGAAAGCAGCUCAAGGAGGCGAAUCAUCUCAUCGAAUUUUCCACACACGUGACGAGAGAAGUGAGGCGCAUCAGAGCGGCCUACUGGAUAGAAAAUCCAGAUCACAAGGAGUGGAGGACAGUCAGAGGAGAAAAGGAGCGAGCAUCCAAAGCUCUGAGUGAGUACCCGCCGGCCUUGAACAAGGCCUUGGCAGAGGCGAUGGAGAAGGCGGACCUUCCCCGCGUGAUGAAGCAUCGCGAGGGGUCGGGCGCUCCCCUAGGCUUCACCGAACCCAUUCCUUGUACGGGCAUAUUCCCCGUGGUUAAGGAGGUUGAAUGGGAAGCUGAGGCAGCAGAACAAUUACAAAGGAACAGAGGUGAAGUGGAUAGGAGGCCGGUCAUUGGACGAAGACAGCUACAAAGUCUAGCAGGCGCGUUGUCCUUCGUGGCGGGAUUGGUCCCUCUCAUGAGACCUUUCUUGAACUCCCUGUGGGCUGCACUGGCAACGAAUGACGGUCCGAAGCAGACCAGAAAUGUUGUCCAUGUGCGCCGCAUUGGGAUAGCCUUACAGUGGAUAGACGCCUUGCUGGGAGAAAAGGCAGCUCCGUUCACCAGGGUAGUGAGGGCUUUCAGGCAAGAGACAAAAUGCAUUAUUAUUACGGACGCAUCAACCAGAGGCUUGGGGGCUAUUAUGAUAGUUGGGGACAGACCAGUCGAGUUCUUCAGCACAAUCAUACCCCAAGAGUUCAUCGUUCGUACUGGUGCACAACCAGGGGACCCCAGCCACAUGGCGCUUUGGGAAUCCCUGUGCCUCUUACUAGCCGCAAGGACAUGGCUGAUAAGGUUUCCACUUGGGUCCAUCAUCCGUGUCAAGUCUGACAACAUAUCGGCCCUCCACAUGUUAGCAAAAGGCAAGGCCAAGUCGCCAGGCUUGGCUAUGAUCGCCAGAGAAAUAGCUUUAGAUCAGGCGAAGGGAAUAUACGAGUUCACAAUCCUUCAACAUCUGAACACCAAACUCAAUAAAGUAGCAGAUGCAUUGAGCCGGCAGUUUGAACCUUCCCCACCAUGUUUUCCGCACGAAGACCUGGGGGCUGCAUCACGCAUACCCAUCCAAGUGGAUUCUUCGUUUUGGCAUUUACCAAAGGGUAACGCCAGAUCUUUCAAAGGGGGGAAAAGUUGUUUGGGGGCAUAG